This is a messenger RNA of Saccostrea cuccullata (small rock oyster), 2011 nucleotides long. Its product is annotated as protein draper-like. The record is from RefSeq and is a predicted model, not a curated record. The transcript is spliced from 8 exons. Bases 76 to 1986 code for a protein of 636 amino acids. Lineage: Eukaryota; Metazoa; Mollusca; Bivalvia; Ostreida; Ostreidae. Gene Ontology annotation, molecular function: scavenger receptor activity.
UUAUCAGUCAUCUUAAUGGAAAAAUUGUAUGCAUUAUAGCAGCUUUAUACCUUUGAUAUACUGUACAAAAUAUACAUGUCCUCAAGAAAGUCACUUGUUUGCUACAAAAUUGUUACAGAAAAUCUGUGUAGAGGAAAAACAACAACACUCGCCCAAAGUUCUACAUAUGCUGACAACAUUGCAUCACGGGCAAAUGAUGGUAAUAGAAGGACCACAGAACAAUAUUGUGCUCAUACUGAUCCUUCAAUUACUGAUGCAAGGGCUUGGUUUCAAGUGGAUCUUGGAAAACCAUUCAGCAUAAAAAGUGUGACAAUCUAUUACAGAAGAGAAGGUGAACGUCCUAGUGAUUGGAAGCAAUAUAGAUUCAGACAGUUUUACCUGGAUGUCUCGGACUCUCCAGCUACUUCUACCACAACCAGUCAGCGAACCAGGUGUUACACCGACAACACUACUGCUCCUGCUCUUCCUCCAAAUAUAAUUGAGAUUCCUUGUAAACAGACGGCGAGAUACAUAAUUGUGGAAACAAAGUACAUAUAUCCCGGUGAUCCAGGUCCAGUCCUAGAAAUUUGUGAAAUAGAAGUUAACGGUUGCGCAAUUGGAAGAUUUGGUGAAAGAUGUUCAUUAUGUUCAUGUUCCUUGUGUGAUGUUGUGAAUGGCGUUUGCCAAAAUCAGUGCAACCCUGGAUGCCUUCAAGUACAGUGUAAUUCUGACGGUUACUGUACACAGGGCUGUGUUAAUGGUUAUUGGGGAGACACAUGUACUGAACAAUGCCCAUCUUCAUGCUCAGUAAAUUUUUGUUACAGAAAUGGAAAUUGCUAUAAGUGUAAAGCUAAUUACACAGGAAAUAAUUGUGAGACCAGAUUAUGCCCAAAUUGCUAUCAACAAGUGUGUGCACAGGACACUGGCAUAUGUAUCAGAGGCUGUAUAGGCGGUUAUUAUGGAAAUUAUUGUUCAAAGCCAUGUAGUGAUAGAUGUAAUCCACAAAUAUGCGAUUCGAGUACAGGUGAUUGUACUUACAACUGCACUAAUGGGUAUUAUGGACCAAAAUGUGAAACACCCUGUAGUACCAAUUGUUCCAAGACAUCGUGCAGAAAAGUUGAUGGGGCAUGUGUAAAUGGGUGUCAAAAUGGAUACUAUGGUUUACAAUGCAGACAUCUAUGUAGUUUACAGUGUAAAAAUACAGUUUGUGGUAUUAGCAAUGGUUAUUGUGUUGCUGGUUGUAUUGAAGGUUUUUAUGGUGAUUUUUGUAGUUUAUCUUGUAGUUCAAAUUGUGUUAAUCGCAGGUGUAAUCAAUCAAACGGAUUUUGUGUAGAAGGGUGUUUACCAAACCGGAGAGGAAAUACAUGUGCCAAUAAGUGCAAUGAAAGCAUUGAAACGUGUGAUUGUUUAAAUGGAAAGUUUGGCGAGAAAUGCCUCGAUGAUUGCAGCCCUGGAUGCACUAGCAGCUGUGAGAGAAUUAUGGGAAACUGCACUUGUAAAGAAGGAUGGCAAGGAUACAGAUGCAAUGAAUGCCGACAAGACUUCUACGGUUCAGACUGUUCUAAGAAGUGUAGCAGUAAUUGUCUUGAUGGACAUUGUCAUGCAGAAAACGGUUCCUGUCUCGGUGGAUGUAAAAGUGGCUUCUUCGGUGAACAAUGUACUCUUGGUUUCUCAACCAUAAAAGAAAUACAAGAAGGUGACGGGAUCUCAAAGACUUCAUCUAUAAUUAUCUCCGUUAUUUCAACGCUUUUUGGCUUAACCUUAAUAUGUACGGGUGUAAAAAUAGUACUCAACAAAAGAAAAAGGCGGAACAGACGAAGAGAAAACGAUCAAGCAAUCAGUAUGCCUGCAUGUUCUGCGAAUUCCGUUCAAGAACCACAAUGCUAUGAGCAAAUAAUAGAUUCCAACAAUGACCAUCCUUACACUGAAAUCAAUAGUUUUCCUAAAGACUCUGAUUAUCAGGAAAUUCACGUGUACAAAAAUACCCAGAUAUCAGACUGUAAAUAAUCUAAUUCAAUAUAUUUUAGAAGUU